AGCGAUAAACCCGAAAACUGAAGGACACCCCCAAAAGUAAAAGACGCAGAUACGAAAAUGCAGAGAGCUCUCACUCUCAAACGCUCACUCCAAUCCCUCCUCCCCAGAAAUCUCACUCCCACCGUUAAAAACCCAACACGCCGUGCAUUCUGCAAUGCUCCACCACCACCCACACCCUCGCCGUCGCCGGCAUCAGCCUCCGAGCUCCGCAAGUACAUGGGCUACACAGCCCUCGUGUUAUUCUGCGGCGCCGCCACCUACUACUCCUUCCCAUUUCCCGACGACGCCAAGCACAAAAAGGCUCAAAUCUUCCGCUACGCCCCUCUCCCCGAGGAGCUCCACACCGUCUCCAACUGGAGCGGGACCCACGAGGUCCAGACCCGGGUUUUCCACCAGCCCGAGACCCUCCAGGAGCUCGAGAAGGUAGUCAAGGAGGCCAACGAGAACAAGUACAGAAUUCGCCCCGUCGGGUCUGGACUGUCCCCCAAUGGGAUUGGGCUGUCCAGGGCUGGGAUGGUCAAUUUAGCCCUCAUGGAUAAGGUUCUGGAGGUGGAUAAGGAGAGCAAGAGAGUCAGAGUGCAAGCUGGGAUCAGGGUCCAGCAGUUGGUUGAUGGGAUUAAGGACCAAGGCCUUACUCUGCAAAACUUUGCCUCCAUUAGGGAGCAGCAGAUUGGUGGCAUUGUCCAGGUGGGUGCACAUGGUACUGGUGCCAGGCUGCCGCCAAUCGAUGAGCAGGUGAUCAGCAUGAAAUUGGUCACUCCUGCUAAAGGAACGAUAGAAGUCUCCAAGGAGAAAGAUCCGGAGCUGUUUUAUUUAGCUCGCUGCGGCCUGGGCGGUCUUGGAGUUGUUUCCGAAGUUACCAUCCAAUGUGUUGAGAGACAGGAGCUUGUGGAGCACACUAUUGUUUCUAACAUGGAAGAAAUCAAGAAAAAUCACAAGAAAUUGCUUUCUGAGAACAAACAUGUGAAGUAUCUCUAUAUUCCAUAUACCGACACUGUUGUGGUUGUAACGUGCAACCCUGUCUCUAAAUGGAAAGGUCCGCCUAAGUUCAAACCAAAAUUCACAGCGGAUGAAGCCAUUCAGCAUGUUCGUGAUCUAUACAGAGAGAGCCUCAGGAAGUACAGAGUAGUUCCAGACAACAGUGUAGAUAUAAAUGAGCUCUCUUUUACAGAGUUGCGUGAUAAACUCCUUGCCCUAAAUCCUCUCAACAAAGAUCAUAUCGUGAAAGUGAAUCAAGCUGAGGCAGAGUUCUGGACGAAGUCUGAGGGAUACAGAGUAGGAUGGAGUGAUGAAAUUCUGGGCUUUGAUUGUGGUGGCCAACAGUGGGUUUCGGAGACUUGCUUUCCAGCUGGAACCAUUGCCAAACCCAGCAUGAAAGACCUUGAAUACAUUGAAGAUCUAAAACGGCUAAUAGAGAAAGAAGAGAUCCCUGCACCUGCUCCAAUAGAGCAGCGUUGGACAGCCAGCAGUAAGAGCCCCAUGAGUCCAGCUUCAAGCUCAAGAGAGGAUGAUAUAUUUUCAUGGGUUGGCAUAAUCAUGUAUCUUCCAACAACAGAUGCCCGCCAAAGAAAGGAUAUUACAGAAGAGUUUUUCCACUACAGGCAUCUAACCCAGAUACGGUUGUGGGAUACGUAUUCUUGUUAUGAACACUGGGCCAAGAUUGAGGUUCCAAAGGACAAAGAACAGCUUACCGCUUUACAGGCAAGGCUAAGGAAGCGUUUUCCAGUCGACGCCUACAACAAAGCACGAAUGGAGUUAGACCCAAACCGAAUUCUUUCAAACAUUAAGCUGGAAAAGCUUUUCCCAUCGUCUGAUGCCAUUUAAGAUGCAUAUCCUUUAUUCGUUAGUUUAUGUUUGAUUUGAUUUUGUUUCUUGUUUUUUUGUUUUUGUUUUGUUGUUGUGUGCUUUUCUUCUAAUCUGUUGCUCAAAUUGGCCUUUAUUUAAGGUAUUGUCACUAUGUAUAGAUAGAAGAUCUUUCUAUACGAUGUGGUGUAAUAAUAAAGCUUACGAGACAUGAUGGAUAGGAGAGGCCUUGUUAUACUGACCCUCGACUUUUGUUCUCAUGCCGAGGCAAGCAUGGGAAAGGUCAUUCUGUCGUUGUCAUGAUAACAACUAUAAUCAAUGUUUUAAAAAACUCAUUUUAAUGCUCGACUGAGGUUUAAAAAGCU
This is a messenger RNA of Argentina anserina (silverweed cinquefoil), 2168 nucleotides long. RefSeq names its product L-galactono-1,4-lactone dehydrogenase, mitochondrial. The transcript is spliced from 6 exons. The record is from RefSeq and is a predicted model, not a curated record. NCBI's taxonomy places the organism in Eukaryota, Viridiplantae, Streptophyta, Magnoliopsida, Rosales, Rosaceae. Gene Ontology annotation, cellular component: membrane. Bases 58 to 1824 code for a protein of 588 amino acids. Gene Ontology annotation, molecular function: FAD binding; galactonolactone dehydrogenase activity; D-arabinono-1,4-lactone oxidase activity.